Messenger RNA from Canariomyces notabilis, 1509 nucleotides. RefSeq names its product ER lumen protein retaining receptor. The transcript has 4 exons. Gene Ontology annotation, molecular function: ER lumen protein retrieval receptor activity. Gene Ontology annotation, biological process: protein retention in ER lumen; endoplasmic reticulum to Golgi vesicle-mediated transport. NCBI's taxonomy places the organism in Eukaryota, Fungi, Ascomycota, Sordariomycetes, Sordariales, Chaetomiaceae. The coding region runs from base 419 to 1066 and encodes 215 amino acids. Gene Ontology annotation, cellular component: cis-Golgi network; membrane; endoplasmic reticulum. The record is from RefSeq and is a predicted model, not a curated record.
GUGCUUUGUACCGCAACGGGCAACAGCUGCCGAUUCAGGCGGGAGUGGUUGGAGCCACGAGCCCGUGAUGCUUCUGUGCCUACGAUUGGCGGAUUGCCCGCAGCCUUGUGGGGCCCCUUGCAGCUCAUGGCAGGCAUGCAUCAUUGCCGUGCCGUGGACAAGGGUCAGCAAUUCCAUUCAUCCCGAAACGCGUCGUGUCCUUUUGGAUCAUUUUUGGAGGAAAGCCCGACCUUUUGUUGGAAGCGCUCUGCAGCGUCUGCGUCGCCCACCGAGCUUUACACUACUAGACACCAGGUACUGAUUUCAUCAACCCCGCCAGCAGCUGCCUGCUCAAAGCCCAACAUCGGCGCUGCUGCAUCGGCAGCCCUGGACUCUGUCAUAUCGAAUCAAUUGGCUUAGACGAACGGCAAGCGGCAACAUGGUGCUAAACUUGUUUCGCGUGGCGGGGGACCUUUCCCAUCUCGCGUCCAUCUUCAUUUUGCUGCACAAGAUUGUGCAGCUCAAGAGCUGCUCAGGCAUCUCGUUCAAAUCACAAGUGCUGUACCUGAUUGUCUACUUCACACGAUACCUCGACCUACCAUGGACCUCGUCGCCGUACAAUUUUAUCUUCAAGAUCCUGUUCAUCGCAUCGCAGAUGUACAUCAUCUACCUGAUGGCGUCGGCAUACCGCCCCACUAAUGACCCGAACCUCGACACGUUCCGCGUCGAAUACCUGCUGGGGUUCGCGGCGGUGCUGGCAGUACUGUUCCCCUACAAAUACACAGUGCUGGAGGUCUGCUGGGCCUUCUCAAUCUGGCUCGAGUCGGUGGCCAUCCUGCCCCAACUGUUCAUGUUACAGCGCACCGGCGAGGCCGAGGCCAUCACGGCCCACUACCUCUUCGCCCUCGGCACCUACCGCGCCCUGUACAUCCCCAACUGGAUCUACAGGUACAUCAACGAGCCCACCCACAAGGUCGACACCAUUGCCGUGGUGGCCGGCGUGCUCCAGACAAUCCUGUAUAGCGACUUCUUUUGGAUCUAUUACACCAAGGUCAUGAAGGGGGAGAAGUUCAAGCUACCUGUUUGAGGGGUUUCUCCAGGUGGGGUCGUUGCGAUGGAGUUGGUCGGGAUUAUAAAAGAAUAAGCAAGCAGGCUGGUGACAUGGGUGGGUUGGUGGAGAUGUUCUGGAGGGUCUUCUCAUCGGCGCAGGAUGACCAGGACCAAUCGUGGCGGUAAGCAUGCUGCCUGCCAGUAUUCUGCUUCUAUAUGGGAGGAAACGACGGGCAAUGCAUGACUGGCGUCUGGGGCUCAUGCUUGUGUUCUAUGUUUUGCUGACACGGACCCGGAACACGGCGGACGAGGUCUUGACUGGGCACGCUUAUCCGAAAUGGUUUAAAUGUACAUAGACAAAAGAAUCGGUAAAUAUCGGUGAUGCGGUUUGUUUCUUUCAGGCCUCGGGCCGACUGAAUCUUCAAGAAGAGGGUGGCGAGCAGCUCGCGGCGGCCCAUUAAUGUGCAGCCACUGUCAACU